CUGAUUUCUCAUGGUUAAUUAAUUAAGUGAUCUCACCUUAUUUUUCCUCUUAAAUGCAUCAACAUUUAGUCAUUUCAUCAGUAUAUUUAUGUGAAGCCAUCCUUCACUGCCAGCUCCCAGUGACUCCCCCCUUCCUCUCAGUGGCUCUAUAGAUUUUCUCCCAAUGAUAAAUUGGUCACAGGGAGCCGCUGAGGUGUGACCACGUGCCAAAGGAGUAUAGCUUUUUCCCUUUAAUGGGCCUAAUUAUGCUCAAGACCUUUAGAUCAGUUUGGAUAAGUUCUAAUGACGUGCCGUGGGAUGCAUCGCUAUGGUAAUCAAUCGAAAAAGUAAUGUGUACUGUCGAGAAGCUGCUAAAAUUGCAAAGUUGCUCCAUGAUUACACCAACAAAUGCAUAAUAUAAAGUAGUCACGUUUCAGAGAGUCGAUGUUGCAUCAGAGUUUGGAUGUCUUUCACUUUCUCUCUUUUGAUUGAACAAACGCGUAGAUUCUUUUAUCACAUCUCCAUCCAUCACCCCCACCCCUCCCCUCCCUUUCCAAACACAGACGCGGGUUAAUUUCUCGUCCAUUCUCUCCGGUGGCACCGAGGUGGGCAGAAACUUAUGCAGCUUACUUUGUGCUGAAUAUCAAAAGGCGCUUAAGCCGAGGUUUCCUCCCUCGGAAAGUCUUUUGUUUUUGUUUUUAUUGCAUUUAGAGAACGGAGAUGAAUCAUUCGGACGGAUACCGCAGCGCGUAAAAGUUGUGGAUGGUUACUUUUACGCAUAAACACCCGAAGGACUAUUUUAUCUCCAAACGUUGCAGUAUAAUAAGAGAGCAGGUGAAAUUCUUCCCUCUGCAAUAAUCCCGCCAACAAGCAGGCUGGAAGACCAUCCACUCCGGAGAACACCGCGGAUCCGCAGAGCGCAGAUGAUCGCAACUGGUGUUUGUGGAGUCACGCUGGUGCUGGUGUUGGUGGUUCUGAUCCCGGUUGUGGUGAACACCGCCGGGACUCCUUCCCGCUACGAGAUGCUCGGCUCCUGUCAGAUGGUGUGUGACUCCCACGGGACAACGGCCACGGCAAAGGCAACCAACCCGAUCAAAGAUAACCGUCUGGUUCAGUCGCUGCCGACGUCCAACCAAGGUCCCCAAGGAGAGCCGGGGCGCGUGGGGAGGAUGGGUCCGAGGGGUCCGGUUGGCGAUCCCGGGCCCCCUGGACCUGCUGGUCCCCCUGGAGAUAGAGGGUCGCCGGGUCCUCCUGGUUUACCUGGAGCCCCCGGGUUGAAUGGGCCAAACGGUGCCAUCAGCGCUGCUACCUACAACACGAUACCAAAGAUCGCGUUUUACGCAGGACUGAAGAAGCAGCACGAGGGAUAUGAAGUGUUGAAAUUCGACGAUGUAGUCACAAAUCUUGGCAACCACUACGACCCCGCGACAGGGAAAUUCACCUGCUCGAUACCAGGGAUUUACUUCUUUGUUUACCAUGUGCUGAUGCGGGGCGGAGAUGGGACAAGCAUGUGGGCUGAUCUCUGCAAAAACAACCAGGUAAGAGCCAGUGCCAUCGCCCAAGACGCCGACCAGAACUACGACUACGCCAGCAACAGUGCAGUCCUACACCUGGAGCCCGGGGACGAGAUUUACAUCAAGCUGGACGGCGGGAAGGCGCACGGUGGCAACAACAACAAGUACAGCACCUUCUCCGGCUUCAUGUUGUACGCUGAUUGAAACACGGGGGAGAAAAGAUCUGCUCCACAUACACAGCUCGCUUCACUGCUCAUGCUCGGUUCCAUGUCAGUUGGAUUAUAACAGACAGAGCUCAACAUUACCAUAUGGCAAAAAGAAAAAAAAAAAGAGUCCAGGGAGAUGUGGAGGACGUCAUGCGUAACAAAGAGCUGCACUACGGUGUAAUUACAGAGUAUAAUCAUGGAUUUUUUAAGUGUACAGCACUGAAUUGUACUUGUCAGAUUGAUUAGUGUCGCUGUUGAACCCUAUGUGAACUGUUUAGCUUUACAAAUUAAGUUUGCUGGUAUGUCAAACAUGCUCUUACACCUGCUGAAUGAAUGAAAGAUUAAUGUAUUCACCAUUAACACUGAUAAAGAUGCUGAAAUUAUAUCCACAUAAUCACCACUCUGUCACAGUAAAGUUAGUCCCUAUAUGUGCUUUAUUUUUCAUACAGAUUUAACAGUUAUUGCAUUUUUGAGUGGACAUGUAAAUGCUGAAGUGAUGCAUGAUUCAAACAUUUACAAGAGAAGAUGUAAAGGGCCAAACUGAUGUUACUGUCACAAGAGGAUCACUGUAACUCAAUUUCUUGUCUUCUUGUGACAGCUGGUUGGAGCACAGGGAGGUCUGGUGGUAAGUCAUGGGUCCCUCUGUAUAAAACUGUCAGCUCAUGUGUAAAAAUAUAAUGUACAAAAUAAAUCCCCUGCCUCCUUU
Molecule: messenger RNA, 2405 nt
Organism: Notolabrus celidotus (New Zealand spotty)
Lineage: Eukaryota; Metazoa; Chordata; Actinopteri; Labriformes; Labridae
Product: complement C1q-like protein 3
Exons: 2
Coding region: 903-1697 (264 amino acids)
Molecular function (GO): protein binding
Source: RefSeq, a predicted model, not a curated record